CUCCUGCUGCCCCUCGUCCUGCUCUGCUCAGGCGCCCUGAUCAUUGCUGCGCUCAGGCAGCCGGCAGCAGUGUCCGUCGCCCUUGGACAGACGGCCACCGUCACCUGCAAGGGAACAAUAGGUGAUGCUGCCUGGUACCAGCAGAAGCCAGGCCGGGCCCCUGUGCUGCUGGUUGAUGCAAGUGACAAAAGGGCCCCGGGCAUCCCUGAGCAGUUCUCUGGCUCCAGCUCGGGGAGCUCGGCCACUCUGACCAUCAGCAGGGCCCAGGCCGAGGACGAUGCCGAAUACCACUGUCAGUCACUCGACAUCAGUGAUGAUCCCACAGUGACACACGCUGACGGGGAAGACAUAAACGUCCCAGCUAGAGACAGGCUGGAAGGUCGCCACAGUCUCAUCAUCCAGGUGCUGCGGGCCAAACUCCUGGGGGACAUGCGAGGCCUCAAGGCCGACAAGCCCCACCGCACCCCUGAGACCCUGCAAUGCGCCCUGGUCACUGCCGAGCUGAGGCAGCCGGCGGCAGUGUCCGAGGCUUUUGGACAGACGGCCACCGUCACCUGCGAGGGAAUGUUUGGUGUUGAUUCGUGGUAUCAGCAGAAGUCGGGCCUGGCCCCUGUGCUGCUGGUUGAUGCAGACUGCGCAGACGUGGUCCUGAGGGCAAGUGGGGGCCAGGAGCUCUGA
This is a messenger RNA of Condylura cristata (star-nosed mole), 678 nucleotides long. RefSeq lists its product as uncharacterized. Gene Ontology annotation, biological process: immune response; immunoglobulin production. The record is from RefSeq and is a predicted model, not a curated record. Lineage: Eukaryota; Metazoa; Chordata; Mammalia; Eulipotyphla; Talpidae. The annotation marks the transcript as partial. The transcript is spliced from 5 exons.